AUGGUGAGCGCAGAGAACGUGGCAGAAUGGAAGCGCUUGCGCAAGAUCGGUAUCAUUGGGAUGGGCGCGAUGGGGCAGCUAUACGCGGAGCGGUUUUCCGCGGCGGGCUGGCAGGUGCUGUGUUGCGACAGGUCUGAAAGGUACGCAGAGUUGGUGGCCAAGUACGCAGACAGCGCGCUCACAAUUCUACAGAAUGGCUACCUGGUGUCCCGGGAAUGCGACUACAUCAUUUACUCGGUGGAGGCCGCGAACAUCGGCGCGAUUGUGGCUCAGUAUGGGCCAUCGACAAAGCUGGGAGCCAUUGUCGGCGGGCAGACAAGCUGCAAGAGCGGCGAGCUCCAGGCAUUCGAGCAGCACCUGCCGGCGGACGUGGACAUCGUGACGGUGCAUUCGCUGCACGGGCCAAAAGUGGACCCCGAGGGCCAGCCGUUGGUCCUCAUCGACCACCGCACGUCGCGGCCGGACUCGUUCCCCUUUGUGGAGGCGCUGAUGUCCUGCCUGCGGAGCAGGCACGUGUAUAUCACAGGCGAGGAACACGACCAAAUCACGGCCGACACGCAGGCCAUCACGCACGCGGCAUUCCUCAGCAUGGGCCUGGCCUGGUACAAGCGGCAGGUGUACCCCUGGGAUGCGGGCGCCGGCAAGUGGUGCGGCGGCCUCGAAAACGCCAAGAUGAACAUCUCGCUGCGCAUCUAUUCCAACAAGUGGCACGUCUACGCAGGGCUCGCGAUCACGAACCCGACCGCUCACUGUCACGUGACGGUCUACGCGCAGAGCGCGACAGACCUCUUCACGCUCAUGAUCGAGCACCGCAAGGACACGCUGCGCGACCGGCUGCUCGCCGCCAAGGCGGCUGUCUUCCGGCACCGCCGCGGCAACCUGCUGCUCGACGACGCGAUGCUGGACCGCUUUUCGCUGUCUAAGGCGCCGCUGCCGCCCGGCUCCACGCCGCCGCCGAACUCGCACCUCUCGCUGCUCGCCAUCGUCGACAGCUGGCACCGGCUCGGCAUCGACCCCUAUGACCACAUGCUCUGCAGCACGCCGCUCUUCCGGAUCUUCCUCGGCGUUUCCGAAUACCUGUUCCUGGCGCCCGGCCUCCUGGAGCGCACCAUCGCGCACGCCGUCGACGACAGCACGUUCCGCGCGGACGACCUCGAGUUCGUCGCCGCCGCGCGCUCGUGGUCUCAGCUCAUCUCCUUCGGCAACUUCGACCUCUACCGCCGCCAGUUCGAGGAGGUACAGCGCUUCUUCGAGCCCAUGUUCCCCGAUGCGACACGCAUCGGCAACGCGAUGAUCCGCACCAUCCUCGCCCACGACCCCGGCGCCUAG
Molecule: messenger RNA, 1329 nt
Organism: Eremothecium gossypii ATCC 10895
Lineage: Eukaryota; Fungi; Ascomycota; Saccharomycetes; Saccharomycetales; Saccharomycetaceae
Gene: TYR1
Product: prephenate dehydrogenase (NADP(+))
Exons: 1
Coding region: 1-1329 (442 amino acids)
Biological process (GO): L-tyrosine biosynthetic process
Molecular function (GO): NADP binding; prephenate dehydrogenase (NADP+) activity; NAD+ binding
Source: RefSeq, marked provisional